Molecule: messenger RNA, 3570 nt
Organism: Magallana angulata
Lineage: Eukaryota; Metazoa; Mollusca; Bivalvia; Ostreida; Ostreidae
Product: outer dense fiber protein 2-like
Exons: 23
Coding region: 148-2790 (880 amino acids)
Biological process (GO): regulation of cilium assembly
Cellular component (GO): centrosome
Source: RefSeq, a predicted model, not a curated record
AAAACGUCAAAAUAAAUCAACCAAUGAAAAACGAGUUAAUGGUUUGCAGAACAACAACAAAACUCGAGGAGGAUUCCGCACGAAAACAAUGAGAAUCUCUCUUUUCUGUGUUAGAUAAGAAAGGCAUCGACUCACAGCAGCAAAAUCAUGCCUGUUGAAAGAGGAUUACGAGCAACCUCCCCUGUUCAUGUUCAUGUAGAAGAUGAUAUUCCAGUUCAUGUUCAUGUAAAGCAAAAAGGAAAAAAAGUAACAAAAAAGACUGGUUCUGGAAUAACAAGUGUCAAAUCAGGCAAAUCUGUUCGAAGCAAAUCUGCAUCUUCGCGAGUAAAGACUCCUGUCACUGGUCCAUGGGUGCCAGCUCCUGGUCGCGCCACCAAAGGACAGAAAGUAUCGUGGCAGUGGCAUCCAAACCAUGGUGCCUGUUUUGGUUGCGGAGACAGAACUAGGAGACCAAGAUCGAGAUCAAAACCAAGUCGGUACUGUUGGAAGGGCCCCACACACAGACUAGAAAUAAAUACACCAAAAGAUGGCCUCAAUAUGGAAGACCUAUCCACUGAUGAAGAAGAACGCGUCCAUGGUCAAAUGAAAAAUUAUGAGAAGAAAAUUGAAAACCUUAUGUCAGAGAUGGGGUCAUUGAAAAAUGAGGUUGAGUUGCAGCACAGUCAAAGAGAGUUGGAAAAGAGAGAGGAAAUGUUGGAAACAAGCAGGCAUGUAAUGGAUGUUCAGGAGCGAGAGCUUGAGGAAACCAAAGAUGAGCUGUCCAUGGCAGAGCACGAAAAUCACCUCCUCAGGAAAAGCAUGGAGAUGCUCAGUGAAGAGGCUAACGUAAAUAGAUGUGAUGUGCAGGCUCUUUCUAAUGAGAGGGAGAAACUAAUGAAGAAACUAAUUGAAGUAGAAAUGGAUGGACAGGCAGCUGUAAAACAAGUCAAUGAAAUGAGAGAAGGCUUUAGAAGACUGAGAGAGGAUAACAGGAUAACCUCCUCUGACUACAACAGAAUGAUUAAACAGAAAGACAGCCUCCUGGAGAAAUUGACAGACUUUGAGGCGACAAAUCGCGCUCUGAGGCGACUGUUGAGGGAACAGCAUCAAGCCGAGACAGCUGCUAUUCGGUUGGGCGAGCAGAGAGACCUGUUGAUGAGGCGUCUUGGGGAAGCAGACAGAUUCAAUGAGCGUCUGAAGAUAGAGUUGCGGGACAGAGACCUGAUGGUCGCUGAGCUCCGCUCACAGCUUGCAGCACAAAGAAAAGCUUCAUUUAAGAAAGAGACAAAAUUGAAAGAUGAAAACUUAGCUCUCUCUGGUCUCCAAUCUUCCAUUGAAAACACUAGAGCACAUUUGCAAAAACAGUUACGCACCAAAGAAGCUGAUUUAAAUCGUAUGGCGGUUCAAAUUCGGACAAUAGAGAGCACUAGAGCCCAGGACAAAAUUGAGAUUGAACAUCUUCAGGAACUGGUGAGUCGAGCCAAGGAAAAGGCGGACCGAGACAAAGAGGCCCUCAAAAAGGCGACCAGAGUGCAAAAACAACGGGCAGAGAAAAGUCAGGAUGCCCUGGAGAAGAUGAGUGUGCAGUUGAUGGAACGGGAUGCACAGCUAGAAGACUUACGCUCUCAGCUGGAGCUUAUGGGGCCCAGAUACGAUAAAAUGUCCAAAGAGAAAUCUCAGCUCUUGGCUGAGAACUCUGCACUCAAGACGUGGUGUGAAACAGAGGGGCGGAUGGGUGAGCUGGAGUCCCUGAUGGACCAAGUGGAGAACAGCUCCAAGUCCCAGCAGGAAUCAGUCAGUGUACAGCUCCACGAAAUGCAGGGAGAGAACUCCGUCCUCAAAGUGGAAAAUGAGCGCCUCAAGACCUCCAUACAAACAAUAGAGAGUAAAUUUCAGCAGGCUGAUGAAGAACUUGUCCAACUUCGCGGAAAUCUCAAACAGUACGAAAAUCUGGUGGAGGAGUACAAAGCUCAGAUGAACAAAUCACGCCGUGAGGCCGAUGACACUAUGGUACAGCUGGUCGAGGAGAAAAAGAACACGGAGUAUAUCGCCCAGGAGAGCGAGAUAGAGUUAGAGAAGGUCAAAGUUCGUCUUCAUCAGCGCCUACAGGAAUUGGAACCACUUCCUGACAUGCUCAAAUCGACAGAACUCAAACUGUAUGAAUCCCAGGAGAGAAUGCUGCUCUAUGAGAAAAAGAACACUGAAAAUACCAAGCUCAUAGCAGAGCUGACUGCCAAGGUGGAACAUGUCACGGAUCAACUGGAACAGAACCGGAACAGAUUCCAUGAAGCGCAGGAUGAGAACAGACUGAUGCAGAGCAAGUUGGAAUCACUAGAAAGAAAACUACGUGAUGCGGAUGAGCAAAACCGAGAGUUGAUGGCCAGUGUAGCAAAGAGAGAGGAGGGGUUGCAUCAGAACAAUCUUAGACUUGAAGAAAAGUCCAGAGAAAAUGCUAGUCUCACUCGUCAGUUAGAAAACGCUUUGUCAGAUAUAAGACGCCAGACGGAACAAACAAGAGAUAAAGCUCUCCAGAAGGAGAGAACAUACCAAACUCGAAUCACUGACCUGGAGUCACAGAUGAGUCAGUGUAGGGCGGAAAUUGCUCGACUCAAACGAGAGAAAGAGGAGAAUGAGAGGAAGUUUAACUCGCGCUUAUAUGACCUCAAAGAUCGACUGGAACAGUCCCACAGUACCAAUCGUAGCAUGCAGAACUAUGUUCAGUUCCUGAAGAACUCAUAUGCCAAUGUUUUUGGGGACAGUAAUGUUUCCUACCCCUCUACUCCUCUAAACUCAGGAAAUCCUCAAUUCUAGCAUAUAACUGUAAUUCUUAGAUAUUGUAUUUCUUAUAACUUUAGCUCAAAAGGCAUUUAAAUAUAUAACAAAUAUUUUCAAUAUAUUUCUGAGAAUUUUUAUAAUACAGUUAAAUCAUGAUAAAAUUUACUUGUAUAUUUAGAAUUCUUGCAUAAACUUUGAGAUCAGUGACUUGCCUAGAUACAAGUAUAAGACGGCACAUUUAAUGUGUUUUAGUUGAGUAUCAAGUAAUUUAUUUUUAUGUUACUUUUAUACUGUGUCUGUGAUAUUUUUUUUUACCGUUUAUUUUGAUUUUGCCGUCCUUUUUAUUCCACAUAGAAAAGGGUGCUUUUAUUUUUAUUUUGGAAUUCCAUUUAGUACAAAUAUUUACUGGUAUAAAUGUAUGCAUAAAAGAUUUUGUAUUGAUAGUACAACUAGAUCAUGAUUCAUUUUCAUAAUCCAAAGAUACCGAAAAUCAGAUAAUCAAAACAUUUCUUGCAAUUUGACAGAGUAAGAUAUUAAUUAUUUAAGACUAUUUUCUUUUCAAAACCUCAAUUUUCAUUUUUAAGGGGAAAAAAAUUUUAAGUACACUAAUUGGUGGAUAUUAUUUUAUAUGGUGAUGUUUCUGAACUGAGCGAAAAAAAUUCACAGCUGAUUGGACAGCAUUUUAGUCAUGUGACAAACUGCCACACCCAUCAGUUCAUCACUCACUUUUAAUGGUUGUAAUGUACAUGUACAAUAUUUAAUAAAACUUUGUAUUGUAACAAAGUAAAACAGCAAUAAAAAUGAUUGAAUAAAUGA